UUACCACCCAUCCUGGAUCAACGACGCGUGGACUACGUUCAUAAUGAAAAUGAAGUAUCUAUUGAUUCGAGAUACGAUUAUACGAGAUAGCGCUUUUGAAGGAUAUCAUAAAUUAAUUAUCCCUUCUCGCUUGUAAUUCUAUCAAGCACGACGUGUCAUUUUUGAAAAAUGUUUUGUAUUUCUCAGGAAUCGCUACGCAAACCAUCUUGACCAUACCCGUUAGCCACGUCACGAACAAUCAAAUGGUAAACUUGGCGCUCAGUAAUGGACAGGUAGUUUCUACGACAUUGGCGAACCUUCAGUCUCUAGCUCAACCACAGAAUAUGCUUAACACGCCUACGAGCAAUGUUCCCACGAGCCCCAGCCUGGCAUCGGGAUUAGGACUGAACCCUGCUGCUUUGCCGCAUCUUCUGAGCAAUAGCUCGGCGAGCCAACAACUUCUGAAUGCGAUGCAGCCUCAGCAACUACUCCAGGCUGCCCAAGCGGCACAGGCGCAAGCGGCGCAAGCUGUACAAGCCGUUCAGGCUUCUCAGCAACCACUUCUAACGACAUCGCCUCAGCAGCACAGCCAUCGACACACCUCGCAUAUGAAUCAUUAUACAGUAUGUAUGACUGG
Molecule: messenger RNA, 616 nt
Organism: Formica exsecta
Lineage: Eukaryota; Metazoa; Arthropoda; Insecta; Hymenoptera; Formicidae
Exons: 2
Source: RefSeq, a predicted model, not a curated record